GGGAAAGGAACGACCUUAUUCUACAACGGUAAAACGAAUCGCAUAAAGCCUGGGUUACUAAACUACUGACUAGGUAUAUUUGCGGAACUAUUGACAACAACGUCAAACGUAUAGCGUUAAAAUUAUCUACUGGGAAACAGAAGUAGCUUGCUGGACCAAAAAGUUUUUUUCUCUCCCACCCCUUCCUUCCUACCUUCCUUCUUCUGGACCAAAACUACGCGGAGUUCUGGUGGAUCCACUGAAGUCACAGUGUCAAAGCACACGCGUUGCUAGUAUUUCACAUCCACAAAGUGAUCACAAUGAUCACUUGGAAAUGUGUCCCCUAUAUGUGACCUUAAUUAUAAACAAUUUACAUAAAAUAUAGCCUAGCAGUGCGCGCUCUCGGUGAAGCGCAGCAUCAGCACCAGUAACUGAUGCGCGUCCCCGCCCCGGCAGAGGCUACCCGAGAUCCCGGGAAGAGGAGUUGAAACUGCGCUAGUUAAAGUUGGGAAAAGGGGGGUGAAAGGAUGCUACCGUGCCCUGUGGAUAGGAGAACACAAUCUACGAUCUAAUUAACAUAGCAUGUGCGGAAACGCGUGUCCUCUGUAAAGGAUGAUUUGCAAAAUAUUGAGCAUAAUCCUUUUAUUUUGGGGUGUUCAAGAAUGCUCAUCACAUGAAUGUGUUGAUCCCUUGGUAUCUUCGCUCUAUGCCAACUCCUUCUUGGCCUCUUCCAGAUAUAACUUUUUGUACUCGGCCAACUUUGCCAAAUUGUAUGGGAGCAGUGGCUGGUCCCCGUCCCCCCGGGACAGACAGCCCUGGCUGCAGAUUGAUCUGAAGAGGAAGUACCGCAUCCAGGCCAUCGCCACCCAGGGCACCUUCAAUUCCUAUGACUGGGUCACCAAGUACACCCUUCUCUAUGGUGACCGCCCCGACUCCUGGACGCCCUACGUUAUGAAAGGAGGGAACUCGACGAUGCCUGGGAACUGGAACUACCACCAGGUGAAGAGGAAUGUGUUCCACUAUGCCUUCACAGCCAAACACAUCCGCCUCCUGCCCCUGGGGUGGAACACAGAGAAUGGAGGCAAGAUUGGUGUCAGGCUGGAGGUGUUUGGCUGUGCUUACGACUCCUACGUGAUGCAGAUGAACGGGGACGACUCGGUGGCCUUCAUGUUCCCAGGGAAGAGGUUCCGGACCCUGCAGGACCAUUUUGCCGUGAACUUUAAGACCCUGGAGCAGGACGGGCUGCUGCUACACAGUGAGGGAGUCCAGGGAGACAUCUUGACCCUGGAGCUGAGGAAAGGACGCCUCGUCCUCACCAUCGGCCUAGGAAGCAGUACGGUCAACCAGGUGGACGGUCGGACCACAAUGACCGUUGGCAACAUACUAGAUGACCAGCACUGGCAUUACGUCACCAUCAAGCGCUACGGUCGACAGGUCAACUUCACAGUGGACGCCCACACUGAGACGGCCAUUAGCAAAGGAGAUUUCACCUACAUAGACCUGGACACUCAGAUGUAUGUGGGCGGAGUGAUUGAGCCCAAUGUGCCCCACCUCCCAGAGGUUCCUAACUUCCGUGGCUGCCUGGAGAACGUCUUCAUCAACGGGAUCAACGUCAUCAACAUGGCCCAGGACCAGGAGCCUGAGAUACGCAUCCCUCGGCAGAAAAAGAUGCACUACGCGUGCCGUGACAUCCUAUGGAAGCCCAUGACCUUCGCCGGGCCCAACAACUACCUGCAGGUGCCUGGGUUCUUCAGGAAGCCUCGGAUGUUUGUCAAGUUUAAGUUCCGUUCCUGGGACUACACAGGCCUGCUGAUGUUUACACGCUUCGCUGACGACCUGGGAGCCUUGGAGCUGGGCCUGAGUGAGGGACAGGUCAAUGUCACACUCUUUCAGCCAGGCAAGAAGAAACUACAGUUCGCAGCAGGUUACCGUUUGAAUGACGGUUUCUGGCACACGGUAGACGUAGCAGCCAGGGACAACCUACUGUCCAUCACCAUAGAUGAGGAGGAGGGCUCUCCGCUGAAAAUCACCAACCCCUUCACUGUCCGCACAGGGGACCGCUACUUCUUUGGAGGGUGUCCGAAGACUAACAACACGAUCAGGAAGUGUGAGACCAAGCUGAACCACUUCCAUGGCUGCAUGCAGCAGAUCUUUAUCGACAACGAGCCGGUGGACAUCGACAUCAUCCUGCAGCGACGCUGGGGACGCUACGCUGAACUGUUGUUGGGCACCUGUGGUAUCACUGACAGAUGUACUCCUAACCCCUGUGAACACGAGGGCAGAUGCAUCCAGUCCUGGGAUGACUUCAUAUGUCUGUGCGAGAACACAGGCUACAAAGGGGAGGUGUGCCAUAUGUCGGUCUACAAAGAGUCGUGUGAGGCCUACAGACUUACUGGUAAAUCCUGGUCAGGGAAUUAUACCAUAGACCCGGACCUGAGCGGACCCUUGAAACCAUUCGAGGUGUACUGCACGAUGAAAUCCGACAAGGCAUGGACGAUAGUGAUGCAUGACCGUAUCGACGGUAUCAAGGUGACCGGUAGCACGGUGGACCGUCCUUACAUAGGAGAUGUCAACUACUGGAAUGCCUCCUGGGACGAUGUCACAGCACUGGCCAACACCUCCAUGUACUGUGAACAGUGGAUCGACUACUCCUGCUACAAGUCACGCAUCCUCAACACGCCCAAUGGGAGACCGUACAGUUUCUGGAUUGGUCGAAAUAACGAGAGUCACGAGUACUGGGGCGGGGCUUUCCCUGAGAGUGGGAAGUGUGGCUGUGCUAUCAACCAGACCUGCACUGAUGCCAGGUUUCACUGUAACUGUGACGCUGACUACCGCCAAUGGUACUCAGACAAGGGCUAUCUGAUGUGGAAGGACCACCUCCCAGUGAGGAAGGUGGUGGUGGGGGACACCAACAGGACAGGGUCAAAGGCCCACAUCAGCCUCGGGCCCCUACGUUGCCAUGGCGACAGGAGCAUCUGGAAUACCAUAUCAUUCACCAAGCCCACCUACAUCGAGUUCCCCACCUUCAGGCCAGGCAGCACCGUCGACAUCUCCUUCCACUUUAAAACCUACCGCCCCCACGGAGUCUUCUUGGAGAACUCAGAUGACUGGCUCCGUAACUUCAUACGCAUUGAGCUCAACACCACCCAGAACCUGGUCUUCAUAUUCAUGGUGGGAGACGGCAUCCUCAACGUGACGCUACGCUCGCCGGUGCCUCUAAACGACAACGAGUGGCACUUUGUCCAGGCAGAGCUCAACGUGAAGUUGGCCAGGAUCAAGGUGGACUAUCAGCCAUGGGCUGUGAGACGCUUCCCUGGCCAGACCUUUGUCACCAUGGAGUUCACCCACCCUCUCCUCGUGGGCGCAGCCAAUCGCACGCUGUGGCCAUUCCUGGGCUGUCUCCGAGGGUUACGAAUGAACGGUGUAACCCUUGACUUGGAAGGCAAAGCGAAUGAGGAACAGGGUAUACGGCGGAACUGUACGGGCCAGUGUCUGAACGCGACCAUACCGUGUCGAAACGCCGCCCAGUGUAUCGAGGGCUACGCCGCCUACACCUGUGACUGCGGCAACACUGCCUUCGACGGAUUCUACUGCCACAAAGACAUUGGAGCCUACUUUGAGAUAGGCUCGUGGUUGCGCUACAACAUCAGAAAGAAGCCUACGACCAAUGAGGAGUGGUGGGCUAACUGGCUGGACCCCCACUACCACAACUUCAGCCUGGGCUACAACGACACCAGUGAUGAGAUAGAGUUCAGCUUCAGUACCUUCCAGACGCCGGCUGUACUGCUCUACAUCAGCUCUUUCGUCCAGGACUACAUGGCUGUCAUCCUCAAGAAAGAUGGAACCUUAGACAUGAGGUAUAGGUUGGGGUUGAUUACCCACAAGUACCAGUUGUCCUUCAGGAACCUGGCAGAUGGAUACCCCCACUACGUCAACAUAACCAGACACAACAGGACCAUCAGGACACAGGUGGACUACAUGGAGCCGAUAGUGGAGAAGAUCACCCUAGUGGAGGACGGCAGGUUUGACUCGCCCAAGAACAUCUUCCUGGGGAGAGUGAUGGAGGUGGGUGACAUUGACUAUGAGAUCCAGAGGCAUAACAGUCCUGGUCUGGUAGGCUGUAUAUCUGGGGUGAGGUACAACAUCUACGCCCCUCUUAAGACCCUCUUCCGGCCGAACGAGACGGAACCGCCGGUCACCGUGCAGGGCUUCGUCUCCGAGUCUAACUGUGGGGCUUUCCCUCCUGUCCAUGGAUAUGUCCCCUGGGAGGCGGACCACUGGUUCACUUCUAUAGAAUACAUAUAUAUCCACGAUGACCUAGGCCUGUUUUGGUUGACAGUUGUCGUCGCCGCGGCCGUGAUAUUGCUGUUCAUAGGUCUGUACAGCAUCUACAUCUAUCUGUACCGGUACAAGGGCAGCUACCACACCAACGAGCCCAAGAACUUCCUGGAGUCUCCUGGAGGCAGCAGCUCCAGGCCCCUGACAGGGACCCUGGAGAAGAAGCGAUAUCCAGCGAUAGAGGAAGACUUUCGAAGUGACUAGCCUCAGGCUGCGGAACGGCGGGAGGGAGGAGGGGGUGGGAGGGAUUGAACGGUUUUGGGGCUUACAACAACCACAAUACCUGUUUAUGUUUUAUAAUUCCUUUAACUUUUUGAUUUACUUUUCGGUUUUUGUUUUCCUUUCCCCAGGUAUGUGUUAUCUUAAGCCUGGUGCUCGACGUAGUGUUGUUCUUCUCAUGUGUUCAUAGUUUUGCAGGCUUCGGAGAUCAAAUCAAGUCCGGAUUGCGUGAGUGACGACCGACCAAGCUCACACUGUAUUGAAGGGUUGACCAACUGAAGUGCCUCGACAGAGCAAAAUGAGAUCAGAAAUAACCCCAUGAGUUCAUUGAGGAUUUGAGACCUUGGGAAUUAGAUUUCACACGCAGUAACACGUAUUCAGCAGCCUCUUCUGGUUUGCAGGUCUGUCAUUGAGAUCACUUGAUAGAUCAAUGCCAUCGACUGUGUAACUCUUUCCGACCAUCCACUCUUGCAGCCGUUUCGAUAAAGCCAUCCAAACUAUCCCACUCGCCCCAUCCUUUGACUAGUGAGCCAGGAUCCACCACAGAGAGAUGCUGCAUCGGUGCAGCAACAACAACCGCAGCAACAACAACAACAACACGCACAAUCUGGCAUCUGCAAACAUCCUGCUUAACACCAAUUGAAGAAGCUAUAAAAAGCAUGGAGCUCUAAGCUUUGACAUGACAUAUCUAAAGAAUAAUGGAAGGCAUAUAAACAUAUAUUUGUUGUAUUGCAGCCUAUGAAAUUGCAUACCUAUACAAAAGAGGAACAUGUAUUAAUGGUUAGUUUCAUGAGAUAGCAGCUUGGCCAAUUACAGCUCUGCGAUUCCUAACCCGAUUCCCAAACCAAUCAAUGAAGCAGUCAUGUACGAUCAACAAAACAUACGGAAUAGAUGUGACAUUUGGCUCGGAAUAUAAGACGAUCGCCAAUAUUCUUGUUCAGAAUCCUCAGAGUAACAUGUGAAAUGGCUGGGUAGCCGUGGCAGUUUGACGUCUCCCAGCGGUAGUGCUAUUCGUGUUGGUGUGAGACUGGCCGUUGGUGCACUGCAGAAAAGGGAAUGGAGAUGUUGUACCAGGGACAGGACAACCUUAUUGCUAGUAAUCCUCAUUCCACGCUUCGUUUUCUGUUUGACUUCCAGUAGCGAGUGAACAUGCGGCUGAAAUCUGGGUGCUAUUUCAGAUUCAGAGGCCCCGGCGUGGAGGGGCCCCUACCAACAGCAGCCCUGUCGACCAGCCUGGUCAGGACUCAUUACAAAGGUCUUUACAGGAAAAGAGCUGCUCCGCAUGAACAUCCGGACAUGCAAACACACGCACGCACACACACACACACACACACACACACACACACACACACACACACACACACACACACACACACACACACACACACACACACACACACACACACACACACACACACACACACACACACACACACACACACACACACACACACACUGGCAUAUUGUGUAGAGGACCACAACAAUGUCAAUGCCAGUCUUGUACUUCUUCUCACCACACUAGACUAUUUUUGCAUCUGACUGCUCAGUAGGACAGUGCUGUGCUGUGCCGCCCCCCGCUGCUGUUGCUUCUUACCCACUGGGCACUGGCUGAAUCAACGUUGUUUCCACAUUAUUUCAAUGAAAUUACGUUGAACCAACGUGGAAUAGACGUUGAAGUGACAUCUGUGCCCAGUGGGUAGGUGCUUCUUAUGGUGCUUCUCUUCCUUUAGGUCCAAUGAUAUUUCCCUGUCUGGAAAGUCACGAUUUCAGGUUAGACGGUGGGUGAGGUUACGGUCAGGGAUGAUGUUCCCAGUAGGUGAAACGUCAUUGGACCCAUGUAAUGUGUGGCGUGGUAGCCAAAGCUUAGGUCUCUGACAUCAUCACCCAGCACCCUUUGACGCUCAAGCAGUAAUACAUCAUAGAAAAAAAGAGACAAAACAUAAGAGCAUUUUGAAAAUAUAUAGAGCAAAAAUAUAUAGAGCAUGAUGAUCGCACCUUGCAAUGAAAUGCAAUAAAAUCAGCCGCUUCCAACGCAGGUCACCUCAAGGUAUUUUUUGUGUCUGUUCCGUUCGCAGCAACUUGCAGCAGUUAGGAUCCUAGACAUAAUAUGUCUUACGUGAAUAUAUGAAUAAGGUGUUUAUCGACUUUUUUUCUUCAUUCCUAUGGUUUGUAUGAAACCGUUGAAAAUGAGUGGAGGCUGAGAGGUGUGAAUGUAAAAUCCUCAUCAUGACCCUGUCAUGUGGACAGGCUCUGCACCAAGACCUGCUCUGCUCCUCUCUGUGUGUGCUCUGUAUGAUAUGUACACUCAUUACACUGAAAACUAUUCAGCAUAGCUUCCUCACAUGUUCAGGAUGUGGACAAUACAGUACCCUCCCGAUGUUUCAGUAGAAAACAUCACAGAACAUAUUUCAACAUCUUUGGUUUUUAGCCUGUUAAGCCAUAUUUGUCAGAAUGUACCAUUUGAAAUAGUAUUAAUGUUAGCAUUGGGCAAUUAGAGUAGUAACAUGUUCCACCUCUGGAGCAAGAGGAAGGAUGUGUUUUUGUACAGAGAUGGACCUCUUACAGAGCUCAUAGUAGACCAGUCAACAACCUGGGUCAAAUGUGCUUUGAAGCCUUUUAGGGAAACAGUCGACUUAUUGAUAUAUUAUGUAAAUGUCUAAGCUGUGAUGCGUUUAUUUGAAAUGGACAGUACAUGUGCAUCCUGCCUAGCAUCACUGGCUAGUCCAUCCAUGCGUGGUCCCUGGAGUGUGUGUGAUUGAAUGUACAGUAGACGUGCUGGUUUGUGUGUUCACAGUUCUGUUUGUCACCUAACCCUCCCUAAUGAUGAUGAGGAUAGUCUCUGCACUGAUGAUGUGAAUGAGCCAACUCACUUGUUGUCGUCCACCAAUAGCAGAACAGUGAGCAGAUAGUGAUUGGGUGCUGUCCAGGCAGUCUCCUCCCUACCCGGAUGUUGCUCUACAGCUCUUGGUAAUCAGGUAAAGCCAGAACAUCUUCAUCAGGUCAAAAUAUCAGUAUUUUUAAGGAUGUGUGUAUGACCACAAACUUGACUACACUGUAUGACAGCCUCAGCUCUUAGAUCUGAGCUGAUUGGCAGUCUAUAGCAAGUUCCCUACCUUUCACUCUUAGAAAAAAGGGUUCUUUAGCUGUCCCCAUAUGAGAACCCUUUCCUGUAACCAAAAAGGGUUCUUCAAAGGGUUCUCCUAUGUCGACAUCCAAAUAACCAUUUAUGGUUCUAUAUAGCACCUUUUUUUUUUUUAAAUAGUGGAAUAUCAACUUAGCCGCGGAUAAACUUGGCCAUCCUUAUAGGGUGGCCGCCAGGGUGAGCAGCUAAGGUUCUCUGUGUAAAGGAGACUCAAAUUUAAUAAGGGGUUGAGGGAGUGAGCACAAGGGUGAAGGAGACAAGGAUUCUGUCCAUCCUAAAUGCAUGGUGUCAUCAUAUGACAGACUAGUGUUGUUCCCUACAGUGGAGGAGUGGCCUACAGACAGAGCUAGGGCAAGGCUAGAGAGAGGAGCAGGCAGGGGGGUCUAAGAGGGCCAGACCCCUCUGUGGGUCGCUACCCUAUAAAAUCUUGCAAGAGGAAGCACCAGACAGUUAGUGACUGUAUGACCUAAUGUAGCAGGUGUAAAAGCCCCACAUUUGGCUUUCAGGGGGAAAAGAAGCUAGGUUGAAGAUACUGUAUCCCUGAAAACCAGAUGUCUCAGGUUUCUUAAAACCCUGCUGAAGGUGAUCGACUGCAGGACUUUGUGUUUGUGACCACAUUGAAAUCGUGGAGUUUUUUUUUCUCCCUUUCUGUUAUGUGGUUUUGUUUUGUAAUAAGUUCACUGUAAAUGACCAUUACUAUGUUAAUCAAAGCAAAACCAAACUGACACUUCAAUAAAGAAUCCUGAAGGAAA
Messenger RNA from Oncorhynchus keta (chum salmon), 8430 nucleotides. Its product is annotated as contactin-associated protein 1. The coding region runs from base 592 to 4521 and encodes 1309 amino acids. The transcript is spliced from 24 exons. Lineage: Eukaryota; Metazoa; Chordata; Actinopteri; Salmoniformes; Salmonidae. The record is from RefSeq and is a predicted model, not a curated record.